Messenger RNA from Diutina rugosa, 757 nucleotides. RefSeq lists its product as uncharacterized. NCBI's taxonomy places the organism in Eukaryota, Fungi, Ascomycota, Pichiomycetes, Serinales, Debaryomycetaceae. The transcript has a single exon. The annotation marks the transcript as partial. The record is from RefSeq and is a predicted model, not a curated record.
AUGCACCCGGUGCCGCUGCUCCUGAUGGGCCAGCUACUAUACCAGCUUCUCACCUUUGUCGGCCCCCUCGUGUACGCGGUGAAGCUGUUGGACCCGCUGAUCGACUGGCGGCCGAUGUCUCGCCACAACUACCGCGAGGUGGUCGCCUCGCUCAUCUACGUGGUCGUGCUCCAGGAAAUCAGGUUCUGCGUCGACGGGCUGGUCCCGCUCGUCGUGGUGUGUGAUAUUCUCAAGAUCCUUGUCGUCUACGACCCCAAAAUCGGCGUCGUCGCUACCCAAUGGCUCGCCAAAAUGGUCCCUUGGCCGGAAGUGCGCCACUUCGAACGCCAUGUGGUCGACCCCAUGCUCCGGAGGAUGGUGCUGGCGCCACAGGACCUGAGGAUGACGGUGCUCCACUACCAGUUGACCCGCCGUCGCUGUGACCCCAUAUCGUUCCCGGUGUCGCCUGCAAGGGCGGCCCCGAUGUCAGCGACGUCGGCUAAUGCCAUGCUCCAUGUACCUAGCCACGACCGUGACCGAGUCCACCGGGACCGGUCACCACCUCGCUACGUAUCGCCGUCUCCCCUCUCUCAUUCCCCCAUCAUCCCCGAUAAAUUCGAUGAUGAUGGCGAGCUGAUUGCCCCUACUCCCGAGGAGGCGUUGGCACGAUCCUACGCCACCUACGUCGCUACUGGCCGGGAGAAUCUGAGUCCCCACCAGCCGUUUACCCCGGAGUACGCCCACCAAGUGUUCAACGACGUGUUUGGUGGCGAACGCG